This is a messenger RNA of Andrographis paniculata, 1088 nucleotides long. RefSeq names its product peptidyl-prolyl cis-trans isomerase CYP19-3. Gene Ontology annotation, biological process: protein folding; protein peptidyl-prolyl isomerization. Gene Ontology annotation, molecular function: peptidyl-prolyl cis-trans isomerase activity. The record is from RefSeq and is a predicted model, not a curated record. The transcript has 2 exons. Bases 95 to 619 code for a protein of 174 amino acids. NCBI's taxonomy places the organism in Eukaryota, Viridiplantae, Streptophyta, Magnoliopsida, Lamiales, Acanthaceae.
UCGAUACGAGGAUUUCUUCUGUCAUCGGUUUGUGUUCACUUCGAUCUUCGUUAACAUUUCCAUUCCUCAGGGAGUCGCUCGAAAUUCCUCAAAAAUGAAGAAUCCCAAGGUUUUCUUCGAUAUAUUGAUUGGAAAGACAAAAGCCGGUCGUGUAGUAAUGGAGCUGUUUGCUGACACCACACCAAAAACAGCCGAGAACUUCCGCGCCCUAUGCACAGGAGAAAAAGGGAUCGGAGCUUCCGGGAAGCCCCUACAUUACAAGGGGUCGAAAUUUCAUCGUAUAAUUCCUAGUUUCAUGUGUCAAGGCGGCGACUUCACUAGAGGCAACGGCACCGGAGGAGAAUCAAUAUACGGGGCGAAAUUUGACGACGAGAAUUUCAACCUGAAACAUACGGAACCCGGCCUCCUAUCCAUGGCGAAUUCGGGACCAAGCACGAAUGGAUCACAAUUUUUCAUAACUACGGUGAAGACCCCUUGGCUCGACGGCAAACAUGUGGUGUUUGGGAAAGUUGUCGACGGCUAUAGCGUAGUGAAGGAGAUGGAGCGAGUUGGUUCCUCGGCGGGAUCCACUUCAGUCCCCGUUGUGAUCGAAGAGUCAGGUCAGAUAUCGGAGAAUUAAUGAACCACGGAUGAAUAAUGUUGAUUUUGAUUACAAAACUGAAAUCGAACAAACCUUUUGUUGUUCUACACAUUUGUUAUGGUUGUGAAUUUUGAUUUGUUGGGUUGAUUAUUAAGUACUGUGAUGUAACGUGUCCGGAAGAUGACAUGUCCGGCGCCUACGCCACGUCCGUGUUGAGGCCCAGACUAGCCGUCCCCUGUGUGCAACACGCUCGGGAUAUACUAUACAGUAUAAGAGAAUUUUGCGGAACACGUACCUGUACCAAGAUAUGGGUCAUUAGUCGGCCGUACAAGAUAGGGGUUUGCACAUAUGGGACGGACUAUGGACGAAAGCCAGGAGCAAGAAUGUCAGCCCGUGACGGUAAGCUCUAUUCUACCUCAUAUUUUUAUGUUUUGUUUCAUCUUUUUUGUUUUCUAUUUUUUUUUUCUCUAAACAAGUUAUAUACUCUAUUCAUCCUAUUUAGAGCAUU